CUUCCCUGACCGCCCGCCCAGCCCGCCGCCCCCGGCGGCUGGCGCGGGCGGUGCAGCAUGCGGCAAAGCUCUUUGCAUAAAUUAUGCUCAUGACGCAGCAGCUAAAAAAAUCCAAGUAGCAGAAGGAGGGAAAAAGGGGGGGGAGGGAUAAGGGGGGGUCGUGGAAGGGGGGAACGAGGAAAAAUAUAUACCUGACCGACCCCCACCCGGCUUCCCCUUCCCGCUUCCCGGCCGUCCCCCUCCGCCUGGCGCAGCCCGCGGAACCCCCUUCGGCUCUGCCCAGCCCAGGCUAGGGGCCCGGGGGCGGCGGCGGGUCCCAACCAGCUCCCGGGCCGAGCCGAGCCCAGCCAAGCCGAACUGGCUUCUUUGUCUGCGGGCGGCGGCCGCCGUGGCCCUGGCCCCGGUCCCCUGGCCCGGGCUGUGAGAUGAAUCUCUAAUCGGUGGCCGCCGGGCACCCAGGGCGAAGGCGGCUCGGGCUCGGGCUCUGGAUGUGCUAGGUGUGGGCCGGCCCCCACCCAACCCUGACAAGUGACCAUGGAUCCUGGAGCUGGGUCAGAGUCAUCUCUGACUGUCAAUGAGCAGGUCAUCGUGAUGUCAGGUCAUGAGACCAUCCGAGUGCUGGAAGUCGGAGUGGAUGCCCAGCUCCCUGCUGAGGAAGAGAGCAAAGUUCUGGAGGGCGUGGCUGCCGAGGGCUCCCAGAGUGGAGACCCUGCUGAAGCCAGUCAAGCUGCUGGUGAAGCUGGGCCAGACAACCUGGGCUCCUCUGCAGAGGCAACUGUGAAGUCACCCCCGGGGAUCCCUCCGAGCCCUGCCCCUGCCAUUGCCACCUUCAGCCAAGCCCCAAGCCAGCCUCAGGCAUCGCAGACCCUGACACCACUGGCUGUACAAGCUGCCCCCCAGGUCUUGACUCAGGAAAACUUAGCCACAGUUCUGACAGGAGUUAUGGUUCCAGCAGGGGCAGUUACUCAACCUCUUCUUAUCCCCAUCAGUAUUGCAGGUCAAGUGGCUGGUCAGCAGGGGCUGGCCGUGUGGACAAUUCCUGCAGCAACCGUGGCUGCCCUCCCAGGACUGACCGCUGCUUCUCCUACGGGGGGAAUUUUCAAGCCACCUUUAGCCGGUCUCCAAGCAGCUGCUGUGCUGAACACCGCUCUUCCGGCACCCGUACAAGCUGCCCCGCCAGUACAGGCCUCCUCGACGGCCCAACCCCGGCCACCAGCCCAGCCCCAGACGCUGUUCCAGACCCAGCCGCUGCUGCAGACCACACCUGCCAUCCUCCCACAGCCCACUGCUGCCACCGCUGCUGCCCCUACCCCCAAGCCAGUGGACACCCCCCCACAGAUCACCGUCCAGCCUGCAGGCUUCGCAUUUAGCCCAGGAAUCAUCAGUGCUGCUUCCCUCGGGGGACAGACCCAGAUCCUGGGCUCCCUCACUACAGCUCCGGUCAUUACCAGCGCCAUUCCCAGCAUGCCAGGGAUCAGCAGUCAGAUCCUCACCAAUGCUCAGGGACAGGUUAUUGGAACCCUUCCAUGGGUAGUGAACUCAGCUAGUGUGGCGGCUCCAGCACCAGCCCAAAGCCUCCAGGUCCAAGCCGUGACCCCCCAACUGUUGUUGAACGCCCAGGGCCAGGUGAUUGCAACCCUGGCCAGCAGCCCCCUGCCUCCACCUGUGGCUGUCCGGAAGCCAAGCACACCUGAGUCCCCUGCUAAGAGUGAGGUACAAGGGCUGGGGCUAAGCAGGGAUGGUUUCCAUCUUACACACUCAUCCCUGCUCCCUCCCUCUGGCCUAGAGCCACAUACUCCAAGUCUGGAUGAGGAUGGGAUCAAUUUAGAAGAGAUCCGGGAGUUUGCUAAGAACUUUAAGAUACGGCGGCUUUCCCUGGGCCUUACACAGACCCAGGUGGGUCAGGCUCUGACUGCAACGGAAGGUCCAGCCUACAGCCAGUCAGCCAUCUGCCGGUUUGAGAAGCUGGACAUCACACCCAAGAGUGCCCAGAAGCUGAAGCCAGUGCUGGAAAAGUGGCUAAAUGAAGCGGAACUGCGGAACCAGGAAGGCCAGCAGAACCUGAUGGAGUUUGUAGGAGGCGAGCCCUCUAAGAAACGCAAACGCCGCACCUCCUUCACUCCCCAGGCCAUAGAGGCUCUCAAUGCCUAUUUUGAGAAGAACCCGCUGCCCACAGGCCAGGAGAUCACUGAAAUUGCUAAGGAGCUCAACUAUGACCGUGAGGUCGUGCGUGUCUGGUUCUGCAAUCGGCGCCAGACGCUGAAGAACACUAGCAAGCUGAAUGUCUUUCAGAUCCCUUAGGCCCAGCCCCCGGCCCUGUGUUCUAGCACUUUGUCUGUUUUCCUUGGCAUCCGGCUGCUGCCACUGCCAUGACAGCACCUGUCAUUUUGCCACGUGCAGCUGUGCUCGCCCCAGGUCAUGAGACUCCACUGUGUGCAUGUGCGUGAAUGUCCCUCUUCUCUCCCACGUAUUUCACAUCAUGGAGAGGCCACGUAUCCCACAUCACGGGGCCACACAAGAGCUCCAGGUUCUGGACUGGUUGCUCCAAAGAAGAGGAUUUAUGAUGUCACUUAGAGAAGCACUUUGCUAGCAUGGUUUCUGAAGGGUGAAUUCUGGUGGGGAACCAGAAACUCACUGUCUUUGGGGCAGGGCUAUAGCAGCUCCUACGGACCACUGGCCAUUAGCUCGGCUUUUGAUGGUGUUCUCUUUCUACCUUCUCUUCUCCUUUGCUCUUCUGUGUUAGUGUGGCAGGUAUGACAACUCAUCCAGUGGACCCACAGCCUCACACUGCCCUUCCCCACACAUUUUGCCUGCAGGCCCACAGAAAGGACCUAGGAGAUAAAAUUCAGAAAAGUGUGAUGUGCUGCUCAGAAGGUCAGACUCAAGGUCUGCCUUGAUCUCAAGGUCAGAAGGUUCCCAAACCCCUGGGGCCAGAACAUGGGCUCUUCUCUCCCACCUCUCCCUGGUUCCUUUGCAGAGAAAUUUGCACUAAAACAGAACGUUUUCUUUUGCAAUCCAUGUUGGAAGGAAGCAACAGUGAACUGUACCUGUCCUGGAGUUGUCCUGGGGCUGCAGCAGGUUGGGAAUUUAGAAAAUAAGGCCAUUCUUUCAGAUUUUAAUCUAAUCUCUGUUGAUGGCCAUCCCUCCCACAAAAAAGAUCUUGGGUUAAGAAAACUUGCAGCCUGGAAAAUCCCACUGCCCAAGCAAACAGGCAACUCUGGAGAAAAAUAAGGAAAGGAAUGCUGACUUUCUCUAACUUUCUCUUGUCCCCACACCCAUUCCCAACCCAAUGCUGGGGCCUUCUGAAAAGGAGCAAAUUAAACAGUAAACCAGACAGCAAGGCCCUGGGGGAAAGAACAGCAUCCCUGAAUAAAUGAUGGAGUCCAGGAAGGUCUCUUGUGGAAGUUGACUUGACUCUAAUUUUCUUUGUAACUUUAAGCCUUGGAUACUGGAGGAGAAAUCUCAUUUUGUCAAGUCUCAAACCAUGUCUAUGUCAAGUCUCAGCAAUCCCCUCAGUGUCCUCUGAACACCAAGAACACCCCUAGAUCAGGUUGGGUUAUGCCUCUAAACAGGAUGGCUGUGGUACCUUGGGGGCUGGCUCUUAUCCGAGCUGCUAAGUGAGUUUCCAGCCUCAUUGUGGCUGGACAGCCCCUAAAAUUCAGUAUGUAACUCCAGAAAGUCAGGAGAGAAUUAAGAUUUGCUUAGAUGAGCACAGGCUGGCUUUGUAGACCAUCUGUAAAGGGCCCCAUGUCAUGGGGGUCAACCACGCCUCUCUUCAGUACUCUUAUCCUUACAGAGGCUGUUUUUUGUUUUGUUUUGUUUUGGUUUUUUUAAAGAUGGGGUUUUACCAUGAUGGCCAGACUGUUCUUGAACUCUUGACCUCAGGUGAUCCACCCACCUCGGCCUCCCAAAGUGCUAGGAUUACAGGCGUGAGCCACCACGCCCAGCACAGAGGCUGGUUUCUAACAGCUGCUUCCACUGCCCCCCCCAUGAUAGACCCUGAGGAAGCCACUGACAGGUGGAGGCGCAUCACCACCUCUGUCAGUCACUGGUGCUCAGCCACCUCCUAGCCUAGCUUCCUCUGGUGUGCUGUUUCCUUUCCUACUUACUGUUGGUCCCUCCCAGCCCCUGCAAUGCCAACGUGGCCACACUCUUAGUGUGUUGAAUUAGCACACGCGAGGGUGCCCGCACGUGCACACACACACACACACACACACACACGCCCUGCUGCAUUUGGAAAAACCAUGCCUGCCAGAUUGUAGCAGAGGUGAGGAAGCAAGUGGGCAGCUUGCCUGACCCAGCUUCCCAGGAGAGCAUGUCUCAACAGAGAGGCUCCACACUCUAGUUCAGGGUUAUCGACCUGCCUCAAUGAGAUAACAAAGUCAUUUGGGAGGGGUGUUGUAAACUAGUUUUCAGUGAGAAUAGUUAAGUUCCAGAGCUUAUAAAGGAUUCAGUGACUUACACUUCAAAAAAUUAGGCCAGGCACGGUGGCUUAUGCCUGUAAUUCCAACACUUUGGGAGACUGAGCCAGGCAGAUCAUUUGAGGUCAGUUCAAGACCAGCCUGACCAACAUGGUGAAAUCCUGUCUCUACUAAAAAUACAAAAAUUAGCCAGGUGUGGUGGCACAUGCCUGUAAUCCCAGGUACUUGGGAGGUUGAGGCAGAAGAAUUGCUUGAACCUGGGAGGUGGAGGUUACAAUGAGCUGAGACUGCACUACUGCACUCCAGCCUGGGUGACAAAGCAAGACUGUUUCGGGAAAAAAAAAAAAAAACUCAGAGAGAUGCAGGUUUUCAUGCUCAGAUGCUUGCAUUCAGGUAUGCUUUCUUUUUUGAGAGCGACAAAUGGGUCACAGCUGGUACCCUGGGAAUAGCACAUAAUCCAGGGUAUGUCUGUGGUGGUGGACAUGCAGGAGGACGCCAUCUGUCCUGUGUUAUGAUGGGAAAACAAUCAUGAACCACUGGUCUAAAUUAGGGCUGGCCAUGCUUUCUCAGCCCCUCCCUCAUUUAAAUCUGUCUUCCCAAGGCUGAGCUAGAAUGAAACCAUUUCUCCUCUGUAGGAAUGAUGGGUUGGUCAUUCAGAGGAACAAUAGCAGGGCUGGGAGGUUUGCGGCUGAAUUCCCCAGGCAUGGGAGUGCAGGGUUUCCCUGAUGUGUACCCAAAGCAGAGCUUGCUGGCCUAUGACCUCUGCCCUUGCUCCCCCAGUGUAAGACUCCCCAGGAGGCAGCUCGGGCCUGAACCUCUCACCCAGGAAUUGGGUUUAUUUUAUUUUUUUUUGUUAGCAUCGGGUUCUGAAGGGAGUUGGUAAACAUUUUGUUUUGGAAGGAUCUUCUGGACUUAAGCCAGAACUUAGUGUCUCCCUUAUUAUGGAAAGAGGAGAAUGGACAGAAAUGGUUUAACUGUGUGGGGUUUUGUUUGUUUUGUUUUAAAUGGAAGAAAGACCAAAACUUUCCUGGUGAAUCAGCUGGGGCCUUUGACCCUGCACUAACCAUGGCAUUUUAUCCAGGUGAAGUCCAGGGAAAGAAUUCAGCCAAAUGGACUAAGGAACACAUGAGUUUGGAAUGCGAGACCGUGACGUUUUUGUGUUCUUGGAAAUCCAGUUCCCUCCCCAUGCCCAGAUUUCCUUCCUGCCUCAUGGACCAGGCUCUGACACUGAGGUUCUCACUGCUCCCAGCACAGGCAAAGCCUCCUGAGGGCUGGAGGGGUGGCAAGGGGAGAGGAGAAUGGGAAAGAAGCACUUGAUGUAGUUGUGUGGANUAUUUUUUCUUUUGU
Molecule: messenger RNA, 5768 nt
Organism: Cebus imitator (Panamanian white-faced capuchin)
Lineage: Eukaryota; Metazoa; Chordata; Mammalia; Primates; Cebidae
Gene: POU6F1
Product: POU class 6 homeobox 1
Exons: 10
Coding region: 535-2301 (588 amino acids)
Biological process (GO): regulation of transcription by RNA polymerase II
Molecular function (GO): DNA-binding transcription factor activity, RNA polymerase II-specific; RNA polymerase II cis-regulatory region sequence-specific DNA binding
Source: RefSeq, a predicted model, not a curated record